UCCAGUUGCCCCUAAAGCUGGCCCGUGGUCAGGUUCUUCUAGAGUCUUCAUCUGUUCUUAAAUUUGAAACCACACGCCAAUCUUCGCAAGGAUUGCGAGGGAGAGGGAGGGGUUCGACGUUGAGUGGAAAUAGAAGAGAGAAUCCAUGUCGUACUUGCUACCGCACUUGCACUCAGGAUGGGCCGUGGAUCAGGCGAUUCUUGCCGAAGAAGAACGGGUUGUCAUCAUCCGGUUCGGCCAUGACUGGGACGAAACCUGCAUGCAGGUAAUCCCUCUUGCUUCAUCUUCGAUGGAUAGAUUUCUGUUCUUAAUGGAUGAAGUUCUGGCAUCUGUUGCUGAGAAAAUAAAGAAUUUUGCUGUCAUUUACCUUGUGGACAUCACAGAGGUGGCAGAUUUUAACACAAUGUAUGAAUUGUACGAUCCGUCCACAGUCAUGUUCUUCUUUAGGAACAAGCAUAUUAUGAUUGAUCUUGGAACUGGAAACAACAACAAGAUCAACUGGGCUCUUAAGGAUAAGCAAGAGUUCAUCGACAUUGUUGAAACUGUCUACCGUGGGGCAAGGAAGGGUCGAGGCUUAGUUAUCGCUCCAAAAGAUUACUCCACCAAGUACCGCUACUAAUGUUUGUUAGAAAAUUGUUUUGGAGACAAUUAUGUUUCUGUAGACUGUAGGUCUUGAGUUGAUUGGGAUGUGCUCUUCAAUCUGCAUACUUAGACAAGGUAUUCGACUUCGACAUUUAUUUGAGAGUUGAAAUAGUGUUUGUUGUUGUAUUUCCUUGCAAGGUCAAAUUACUUUUGGAAUCUGCAAUUGAUGAUUAUAACUAUUAAAAUGAUAUUUUAUGUACCUUCAGAAAAAGAUUAGAGAGAAGCAUGUCUAAUGCCUCCAUUGUUGGGGAAUAUAUGCCUUUUGGCUUAUAAAUGAUCAAUUCCCACUUGCUUUCACUUUA
Messenger RNA from Jatropha curcas, 944 nucleotides. The record is from RefSeq and is a predicted model, not a curated record. NCBI's taxonomy places the organism in Eukaryota, Viridiplantae, Streptophyta, Magnoliopsida, Malpighiales, Euphorbiaceae.